Messenger RNA from Trichoderma gamsii, 1752 nucleotides. RefSeq names its product xylulokinase. The coding region runs from base 1 to 1752 and encodes 583 amino acids. Gene Ontology annotation, biological process: D-xylose metabolic process; xylulose metabolic process. Gene Ontology annotation, cellular component: cytosol. Gene Ontology annotation, molecular function: D-xylulokinase activity. The record is from RefSeq and is a predicted model, not a curated record. The transcript has 3 exons. NCBI's taxonomy places the organism in Eukaryota, Fungi, Ascomycota, Sordariomycetes, Hypocreales, Hypocreaceae.
AUGAGUGCAGACAACGGCCCUCUAUAUCUGGGCUUUGACCUUUCAACCCAGCAACUCAAGGUCACCUCGGCUAACACAAUCAACUAUCAAAAAGCCAUUGUCGUCAACACCGACCUCAAAACAGUCGCCGAGGCAAAAGUAGACUUUGACCAGGACUUUGGCGCAAAAUACGGCAUCCAAAAGGGCGUCCACGUCAAGGACCAGACCGGCGAGGUCUACGCCCCCGUCGCAUUAUGGCUGGAAUCUCUCGACCUCGUGCUGGAGCGCCUGUCCAAGGCCAUGGCGCCGUUGCCCAUGAGCAGAGUCAAGGGCAUCAGCGGCUCUGGCCAGCAGCAUGGCAGUGUUUUCUGGAACUCCCAGGCGGAAGAGCUGCUGCGGGGCUUGGACCCGGCCAAGUCUCUGGUCGAGCAGCUGGAGAAGUCGCUGGCGCAUGAGUUUGCGCCGAACUGGCAGGAUCAUAGCACGCAGAAGGAGUUGGAGGCGUUUGACGCCGAGUUGGGCGAUCGGGAGAAGUUGGCGGAGGUUACGGGAAGUGGUGCUCAUCAUAGAUUCACAGGACUUCAGAUUAUGAGGAUCAAAAGAGUCCUGCCACAAAUCUACGCAAACUCAACGAGGAUAUCACUGGUGUCUUCAUGGCUCGCCUCUGUCCUCAUGGGCGCCAUCGCCCCCCUCGAUGUCAGCGACGUCUGCGGCAUGAACCUCUGGGACAUUCCCAACCAGGCAUGGAGCGAGCGCCUGCUUGCCCUCUCAGCGGGACCCGAAGGCGCAGCCGAUCUGCGCAAGAAACUCGGCGAGCCGCGAAUGGACGGCGGAGGCUCCAUGGGCGCCAUCUCUUCGUACUUUGUCUCCAAGUACGGCUUCAGCCCGGAAUGCCAGAUUGUCUCCUUCACAGGCGAUAACCCAGCCACGAUCCUGGCUCUCCCCUUGCGCCCUCUCGACGCCAUUGUUUCUCUGGGAACAUCCACCACUUUCCUCAUGAAUACGCCUACGUAUAAGCCCGACGGCUCAUAUCACUUCUUCAACCAUCCUACAACGCCCGGCAACUACAUGUUUAUGCUUUGUUACAAGAACGGUGGGCUGGCUCGUGAAAAAGUUCGUGAUACCCUGCCUAAACCUGAAGGCGGUGCAACGGGCUGGGAGAACUUCAACAAAGCUGUGCUGGAUACGCCCCCCUUGGACGUGAGAAGCGAGAGUGACCGUGCCAAGCUUGGUCUUUAUUUCUACCUUCGAGAAACCGUACCAAACAUCCGCGCUGGAACCUGGCGCUUUACUUGCAACAAUGAUGGCAGCGACCUGAAGGAAUCAACAGAAGGUUGGUCCAAGGAAACCGACGCCCGUGCCAUUGUCGAGUCCCAAGCCCUCUCUAUGCGUCUUCGCUCCCAGAAACUCGUCUACAGCCCGCGAGACAGCCUCCCCGAACAGCCUCGCCGCAUCUACCUAGUCGGCGGUGGAUCCUUGAACCCGGCCAUCACACAAGUCCUCGGCGAGGUCCUCGGCGGAGCGGACGGCGUGUACAAGCUCGAUGUUGGAGGCAACGCAUGUGCCUUGGGAGGUGCGUAUAAGGCGCUCUGGGCGCUGGAGAGGAAGGACGGCGAGACAUUUGACGAGCUGAUUGGGAAGCGGUGGACGGAGGAGGGAUCGAUUGAAAAGGUGGAUAUUGGGUAUAGAGAGGGAACGUACCAGAAGUAUGGCAAGGUGUUGGGUGCUUUUGAAGAGAUGGAGGGUAGGUUGCUUGCGGAGGAGGAGCAUUGA